Cucumis melo (muskmelon) is the source of this 963-nucleotide messenger RNA. RefSeq lists its product as uncharacterized. Bases 1 to 963 code for a protein of 320 amino acids. The transcript has a single exon. Lineage: Eukaryota; Viridiplantae; Streptophyta; Magnoliopsida; Cucurbitales; Cucurbitaceae. The record is from RefSeq and is a predicted model, not a curated record.
AUGAAGAGAAGAAAUCACUCCAAAUCAAAGCCCACUGCUCCCCCGGCCGAUCUUCUCGUCUGUUUUCCUGCACGUGCUCAUCUCACUCUUCUCCCAAGUCCGGCCAGAGCUCCGGCGGAACCCCAUCGUCGUCACUACCGGAAAGCUCAACCAAGUCCUCUUCCAUGGGCUAAGGAGAUGUCGUCGGAACCUACUUCGCCCAAGGUCACCUGCGCCGGCCAGAUCAAAAUCAGACCUCACGCUCAUCGAUCAACCAAGAAUUGGCAAUCGGUUAUGGAAGAAAUCGAGCGAAUUCACAACAAAAAGAAAAACCCAAUUCGAAAUCAAAAUCCUCUCGGUUUCAAGAGAGAAAUUGUUAAUUUCCUCUCGUGUUUACGGGGAUUCCGUUUUGAUUUCCGUUGUUUCAGAGGCUUCCCUCAAUCCGACAUUACAACAGAUGAUGAAGAUGAUGAAGAAGAAGAAUUCGAACAACACGAACCCGAAUCCGAAUCCGAAUCAGAAUCAGAAGAGGAACCCACAAGAGGAAGAACGAUGUUCUCAGAAUGGUUCAUGGUUUUACAGGAAGAAGAAGAAGAAACCAAACCCAUAAACAACGACGCCGUUUCUUCACUCGAAUUCCAACCUUCCUCUGUUUCUGUUCCUCCCCCAAAUGCUCUCUUACUUAUGCGUUGCAGGUCAGCCCCAAAUUCUCUCUUACGAAAACCAAAACAAGAACAAGAACAAGAACAAGAACAAGAAGAGGAGAAAUCGAAAAUCAGCUUGAAGUUGUUGAUGGAGGAAGAGAAAGAAAUGGUGACUGCGAAGAAGAAAAGCUUGAUGGUAAUGGAUUAUGACGCUGAUUUUUACAAACUUUCAUCAGACAUUGCUAAAGAAACAUGGGUUGUGAGUGGAUCAAGUACUAGUAGCAGUAGUAGUAGAUGUAAUGACGAUCCAUUGUUGAGAAGUCGAAGCUGGAAGAGAUGA